AUGCGCACAUUUGAAGUCGAAGGCCUCUACAUGAAGGUACACGGAAUAUUACCAUCCUUUCCUGUUGCCGUCAUGUCAGCCUGCUGGCCUCCAUCGGAAGCAAACGACUUCGGCAUGACCACAUUGUCCCUUGGCAACUGGAGGGGAGCAUCGACUCGCACCCCGACUCGGUGCAGCCGCAAAGCCGGCUACAAAUGGAUUGAUUUGUUUGAUGAGUGCUGGGCCGCCUAA
This is a messenger RNA of Penicillium cinerascens, 231 nucleotides long. RefSeq lists its product as uncharacterized. The transcript has a single exon. The record is from RefSeq and is a predicted model, not a curated record. The coding region runs from base 1 to 231 and encodes 76 amino acids. NCBI's taxonomy places the organism in Eukaryota, Fungi, Ascomycota, Eurotiomycetes, Eurotiales, Aspergillaceae.